Gastrolobium bilobum is the source of this 1259-nucleotide messenger RNA. Its product is annotated as ribonucleoside-diphosphate reductase small chain. Lineage: Eukaryota; Viridiplantae; Streptophyta; Magnoliopsida; Fabales; Fabaceae. The record is from RefSeq and is a predicted model, not a curated record. Gene Ontology annotation, molecular function: oxidoreductase activity. Gene Ontology annotation, biological process: deoxyribonucleotide biosynthetic process. The transcript has a single exon. The coding region runs from base 139 to 1128 and encodes 329 amino acids.
CCCAUUUUCAAUGUUUUCAAAUUUUUCCUUCCUCCCUCUGUAUUUAAAUCCCUGAAUCUUCUUCAUUUUCCCCAACCCUCAACAGCAUUCAAAUUCUCUUCUUUCUUCUCGAAACCCCUUCAAUUCCCAAACACAACAAUGCCUGCGAUUCCAGAAGAACCGCUUCUAGCUCCAAACCCAGAUCGCUUCUGCAUGUUCCCAAUCCAUUACCCCGAAAUCUGGGAAAUGUACAAAAAACACGAAGCAUCCUUCUGGACCGCCGAAGAGGUUGAUCUCUCACAGGAUCUCGGCCACUGGAACUCCCUCACCGACGGAGAGCGUCACUUCGUGACCCACAUUCUCGCCUUCUUCGCCGCCUCCGACGGCAUCGUCCUCGAAAAUCUCGCCGGAAGGUUCAUGAAGGAAAUUCAAGUCGCCGAGGCACGUGCCUUCUAUGGCUUCCAGAUCGCCAUCGAGAAUAUCCACUCCGAGAUGUACAGUCUCCUUCUCGAAACCUACAUCAAAGACCCCACCGAGAAGAAUCGUUUGUUCCACGCCAUCGAAACCAUUCCCUGUGUCGCGAAGAAGGCUGAGUGGGCCCUACGCUGGAUCGACGGUUCCGAAACCUUCGCGGAACGCCUCGUGGCCUUCGCAUGCGUCGAAGGGAUUUUCUUCUCUGGAAGCUUCUGCUCGAUAUUUUGGCUUAAAAAGCGCGGGUUGAUGCCGGGACUCACCUUCUCGAACGAACUCAUCUCGCGAGAUGAAGGUCUCCAUUGCGAUUUCGCUUGUUUGUUGUAUUCUCUUAUGAGGAAGAAGCUGAGCGAGGAGCGCGUGAAGGGGAUCGUGCGUGAUGCGGUGGAGAUAGAGAGGGAGUUUGUCUGCGACGCGCUUCCUUGCGCUUUGGUGGGGAUGAAUGGGGAUUUGAUGAGUCAGUACAUUGAGUUUGUUGCGGAUCGGUUGCUGGUUGCGCUUGGGUGUGGGAAGGUGUACAAUGUUCAGAACCCCUUUGAUUGGAUGGAGCUGAUUUCACUUCAGGGAAAGACUAACUUCUUCGAAAAGCGCGUCGGCGAGUACCAGAUGGCUUCCGUUAUGUCUAGCUUGAACGGAAACGGUGGUGCACACGUCUUCAAGAUGGAUGAGGAUUUCUAAUUUAUUUAUUUUCCUUGUUUCUUGUGUAAUAAUCAGAAUAUUCCCUGUCACUGUUAGUUUAGGUUAAUGUAUUUUUUACUUUUUAAGCAAUAGUUGUUUUUAUUUGUGGUUAUGUUCUAUGGUUUGUUUUU